AUGAUGGGGUGUCUGUUGGUUGCAAUCCUUUGUAAUUUUCUUGCUGUUCACGCAUACAGGGAGGUGCAGGGGAAGAUCUACAACAACGAAGUUGCCAACUUUUCGGGAUACCCGAAAAUUGUAGGUUCCUAAUGGAAUAAGAAUCGACUUCUGGUUGAUUUUGAAGACACUAGGGAGCAUUUCAAGACUUUUUUUAAAAUUUUUUUAUCAAAACAUGUGUUUCAGAAAGUCGUCCUGGUCGACGUCGGCCUAUUGUAUGACACUACUUGCGGCGAGACAAUCGCCGCUGUUGACGGCUACUUUCGCAUCGAAUGUGAGCCAACCGGGUUUCGGUUCAACGAUAAUCAAAAGUUAAAAAUGUGAGACACCGUAAAAAGCUUGGAUUUUGCAACAUCGUUCAGCAAAGCAAUGCCACACUUAAAUACUUUCAGCUAUCACCGAUUUUCACUGGGCAGAUGCCAUGUGAAUUCGUAUCGUGGGACGGCGAUUAGCGGAAAAGUGGAGGAUGGCAACUACGACGCCGUUACGGGUGACGAACCGGCGAGCGAUGACAGCGUGUGUCCAACCGAUCUCUAUGACUGA
Molecule: messenger RNA, 582 nt
Organism: Bursaphelenchus xylophilus (pine wood nematode)
Lineage: Eukaryota; Metazoa; Nematoda; Chromadorea; Rhabditida; Aphelenchoididae
Source: the annotation of a GenBank genome assembly